UUUUUUUGGGAAUUUCUCAUUAGAAAUGAAGAUGGAGGAAAGUUCGUUCCUUUCCGUGAACAAAAGGUGGUGCAAGGUAAAACCUUUGUGCCUUUAAAUCCUCAAUGUCCAAGUCUUGCAAAGGGUUGGCCAUGGAGCUAGUCAAGUGUCUCAGUGAAUCUGAUUGUGUUAAGGUUGAGAAGAGAUCAUAUAAGGAAUGUGUUGGAGAGAAGAGUCCAUGUAUACCAAGUGAGUGUGUUGGACUCAGGGAAACCUAUUUCAAUUGCAAGAGAGGCCAGGUUGACAUGAGAGCUAGGAUUCGUGGAAACAAGGGCUAUUAAUGAUCUCAUCAUACAUUUGAAAACUCUGAAGUUGUUCUGUCCAGUUGAGGUUCUUUCAAUUUUUAGCUCAAGACGAAGUCAACAAAAGUAAGAGAUGAGGGUGAAUCAGAGAAAUGGGAGGCCUUGUUAGUUGUUUGAUUUGAUGGCAUUGUAAGCUACACAUGCUCAUGGCAACAAUUUUGCUUUUAGAGAGAUCAUUAAUAUAUACUCUAUUUAGUAUUAACAUAGUAGUGCAUGUACAUUCACCUACAUUCUUGAAUGACACUUUCCACUUCCUCUUAUGAUAGUUCCUCUAAGGGUGAGGCUUGUAGGAUGCUCUAAGUGAUAGUUUCAAGAUUUGUUUGUCAUAAUUCAUGCAUCUCCAUUUUUUAUACAGUA
This is a messenger RNA of Glycine soja, 698 nucleotides long. RefSeq names its product cytochrome c oxidase assembly factor 5-like. Lineage: Eukaryota; Viridiplantae; Streptophyta; Magnoliopsida; Fabales; Fabaceae. Gene Ontology annotation, cellular component: mitochondrion. Gene Ontology annotation, biological process: mitochondrial respiratory chain complex IV assembly. Bases 105 to 320 code for a protein of 71 amino acids. The record is from RefSeq and is a predicted model, not a curated record. The transcript is spliced from 3 exons.